UUAUGUUCCCUUCCCUUCCCUUCCCUUGCUUUUAUAUUCUGUGAUAUGCAUCGAUCUUCUAACCUAAUAGCUACUUUUUUAUCAUUGGAUACCUGCCUGUGGUUGAGCUUUCUGCACUGGCUGAUCCUUUUGCCGUUGCCGUUGCCGUUGCCGUUGCUGUUGCUGUUGCUGUGUGUAAAGAGAUGGAAGAGUUCCUGCUUGCUUGCUAGCUACUCAUCCCAUGCCUGCUGAUCAUUCUCAUCAAAAUCACCGCUCCAAAGGACUCUACAUGUUGCAGAUCUUGGUUUAUUCUUCAGAUCUAGCUCUUGGUUAUUCCAGUAACAAAGUGAGAAAAUUGAGAUUCUCAUUGUCAUUUCAGUACAUUUGCUGGUAAAAUUACUUUCUCUCUCCAAAUAAUUUAUCAUUUUUGUUUACUUCCAUUGAUAUAGUCUCACUCAAUUGAUAUUUUUGUUGUAUUAUAGGAUGAAUUUGGAUGUCUUUGCAUUUUUUUUUUCUAGGUAAUUCAUGCAGAUAUAUAUUUGCUUUUCUUUAUUUUUUUUUUCAAAUUUUUCUGUUUGAUAAUUUAAAUUUUAAUUAACAAUUCUUAAUUAAAAUUUUUAUUUUAUAUAAAUAAUAUAUAAUAUAUAUUUUUAAUGUGCAAUUAAUAAUACUUUAUCAUAUUUAUUAUAAUACUUAUAAAAUUUAGAAUUUACUAAAAAUCUUAUUUGAAAAAUAUACAUAAUCGAAUUAAAUUAAAAUAAUCCCCUUAUCCUAAAAGAAAUAACCAAAAUAUUUUAUAGUUUUUUAUUGAUUCUUGUCCUGCACUACUUGUUUUUAGAGGUAUUUAAAAAAAUCAUUUAAAUAAAAAAUAAUUAUCCAUCUAUAAUUUAUAUCUACAUUUAACUAUAGGAAAGAGGGGAAUAUUAAGUUUAUCAAAAAUACCCCUGCCUUUAUACAGGGUAUAACAGACAGUGGCCGCUACAUAGUUCAAAAUUUAGAAAAAUGGAUCAUUUUCUGUGUAAAUCAAUAAAUACGGUUAAAUUAGAUGAUUCAGAAUUUUCAGAAAUUAAAAGAGUAAUAAAUAAAAAUGAGUUAAUAUUGAAAGAUUUUGUAAAAGCUAUAAAUGAAUGGGAAAUUCCCAAGAUAGAUAAAGAACAAAUUUAUAAAAUUCCGAAAUUAAAUAUUUUUAAAACAGAUUAUGUGAUAAAAACUGAGAAAAGAGAUUUUCAAUUAAGUAAACCUUUUGAGAAGAUAACUCUUUUAUCAGCAAAAACAUUAAAUCACCAUAGAAGUAAAAAAUAUAAGUAUAUUCACAUAGGAUUAAUUCAAGUAGGAAUAAAGCCUCUAACAAGAGAAGGACUAAACACUAGCAUUUUAGCAGUAGUUAGGGAUGCUAGAUUUUUAAAUUUUCAGGAUUCUUUGUUAGGAUCUAUAGAAACCCUUCUAAGUGAAGGACCGAUAUCUUUUGAGGUAUAUCCAGAUAUGACUAUUUCAUUAAAUGAUUUGAAUAUUCUAGAAAGUAUAGUUUUAGAAGUAAAAACUCACAAUUGUAGGAUGAAACAAGGUCCCAUCCCUAUAGCAUUAAUAUAUAAAAUUUAUUAUAAAGCUAUGAAUUCAGCCUUUGGAACUAAGUAUAAAUUACGAUCUAAAAAAGGAGAAAUAAAGUUUUUACAGACAGAUCUAACUAAAACAAAUACAGUAAUACCUAAAACAAUUCAGUGGAAAGAUAUAACAUUGCCAGAAGAAUGGAUUUUGGAAGGUGUGGUACCAGAACAAGAAAAAUUAAAACCAAAUACAAAUUUAAGUAAAAUAGAGCAAUUUGAAGAUGGUAAAGUAUCGUUAAAAUUUAACAGAAGUGUAAGUAGUCGGUAUACAGAAUCAUCAUCUUCAGUAAUAACAGAGGAUAUAGGAAGGUCAUCAAACCUACCGUCAGUAAUAUAUGCCACAUAUAAAGAAAAUGAGUCUAAGCCUAUAAUCCAAACUUUAGUAAAGCCUAGAUUUUCAACAUCAGAUAUUCCAGAUAGACACCUUAAAAUGAAAGGAAUAGAUUAUAGUUCCUCAGUCCCCCAAGCAGUAUAUAAUCUAGUAGAGAAUUAUUUAAAUCAGCAGGCUGAAAUAACACCUUUAUCACCAUCAUCACCAUCAACAUCUGCUAUAACAGAAAAUAUAAAUAAUAUAAAUAGGGAAUUACAUGUUCUUAGUAAAGAGAAUAUUGAAAAGAAAUUUCUAAAGGAAAUAACGAAAACAAAAAAUUUAAGUUAAAUAAAAUUGUUAAAGGAAAUAAUUUUGAAAAGUUAAAAGAAAAGUAUUUUGAAUAUGUACAUAAAGCAGGAAAAAUAAAAUUUUUUGAAUGGUUUUCAUUAUAUAAAUCAAAAAGCAUAAAUCCAAUAACGGUAAGAGAUAGAAUGUAAAUGAUAAAGUAAUUCAGAGUGAGUUUCCACCUAAGACAAUAAGUAAAAUAAUGCAUGAAGAUAAAGAAAUAAUUUGUACACCAUAUAAGAUAGCUAAAGAAAAUAAUACAGAUAAAAAAGUAAUAGAACAAACCAAACCCUAAAGAAAUGGAUUGAAGAUUUAAACCAAACCCUAAAACCACAAAUUAAAAACCAAAGCCCGACAGAUCUAAAGAAAUGGAUUGAAGAAUUAAGCCAAUCACCAGAAGUAAUUAAAGCUCUGCAAAAUAUGGCGUCUUCUUCGGGAGAAUCAGGUAUGGCUUCUAAAUCUAAAGCGAUCGUACCCGUUCAUGGUGCGGCUAGUCUGUCUCAAACGGUAGACAGUAAAGACAUAUCAAAUCCGUUGAUGGCUGUGGGUUUGCCAAAAAUCUAAUCUUCUUAUGGGUAUAACACUGGAUUUCAUAAAUGAAUUAUAAAAAAUAUUUUUGAAUUUGAAAUUGUAAUAGAAAAUGAUUUUAAUAAUGUAAACCCAUGGAAAGUUAUUAGAAAAUAUUAUCCUGAGAAUUGGUAUUUUACACCAAAAGAUUUCUCAAAACCUCAGAAAUAUUAUUAUAUUAUUUUAGAAGAUACGGAUUCCAUAAAAAUAAAGCAUAAUUUUGAUAAAAAUCAUAAAAAUAUAAUAGCUUACUCUUCUAUAUUGGAUUAACAUUUAAAACCUUAAAAAAACAUUGUACUUCAUAUAAUUAUUUUGACUAUAUAGAUGCUUGGAAAAAUAUUUUCAGUAUCCAAAAUCCUACUCAUACUCAUUCGUGGUUAAUAUAUUUUGAUCAGUCAAAAAUUAAAACAACCACCAGAUUUCCAAAUUGGUUUUUAAAAUGGUGGCAGUAUAGAGGUAUUUCUGAAGAAAUUGUUUCACCAGAAGUACUUUAAGUAUAUCAAUAUUUUAAAAAUAAUUAUAAACCAACCCAGAAUAAAACUUAUAUACCCCUUUAAUGUAUUUCUGUAUAAACUUUUUUAUUCCUUGGGUAUGUCAGUGGUUUUUUGAUUUUCAAUAUAUGUCAUAAAAUAUGGUGGGGAUCAUUCAGAAAUACCACCACAGAAGUUGUUAAAGAAUGGAUAAUUAAAAAGGCACAGUUCCAGACAGUCUCCUAUGCUACUAAAUUAUCUCUGCAAGAAAACCCUUCAUUUGGUGCACAAAAGACCCAAUGUCAAGCAUUACUUGCAGCAGCUAAAAUCCCUGAAGAAUACAAGAUGAUUUGUC
This is a messenger RNA of Manihot esculenta (cassava), 3630 nucleotides long. RefSeq lists its product as uncharacterized. Bases 982 to 2241 code for a protein of 419 amino acids. NCBI's taxonomy places the organism in Eukaryota, Viridiplantae, Streptophyta, Magnoliopsida, Malpighiales, Euphorbiaceae. The record is from RefSeq and is a predicted model, not a curated record. The transcript has 2 exons.